AUGUCGCUAUUAAGAGACUGUUUUAGUGGGUUUCGAUUUAUUUUUGCUAGCGAGGCUGCUUGUCGUAUUUGCUACUUUGCAACACCUUUAUUUUGGAUAUUUGGAAGUUUCUAUAUCGCAUUAAACUCUAUUAGCAUCUAUACAGGAAAUCCAAGUGUCCAAACAAGAAUCUAUGUAGCUAUAUUUGGUAUAUUUUUAAUUCUCUGUGGAAUUUUUACAGCAGCUAACACAAUCCACGUUUGUUUGCAGCUUCCGACGUCUUUUACAGCUUUAAAGCUUCAAAAAACAGGACAAGGAAUAAUGAUAGGUGCAUAUACAGUUUUUCUGAUAGUCAAUAUCAUUGCACAGAGUAGUGUAAGUGAUACAAAAUUUAAUGGCGAUUUUCAGAGCUUUUUGAUACAGGCUUCGAUUGUAUAUGCUCUUUUAGGGAUUUCUACUGUAAGUUGCUUUUAUUCAAGUUAA
Messenger RNA from Blepharisma stoltei, 462 nucleotides. The record is from the annotation of a GenBank genome assembly. NCBI's taxonomy places the organism in Eukaryota, Ciliophora, Heterotrichea, Heterotrichida, Blepharismidae.